CACCUGUCACUGUCAAAUUUUGGUUAAGUUUACCUUGUCAAAUAUAGACGAGAUACAUAACCUUUAUUUUACAGAAAAACUAACAAACGUUAAAGUGAAAAUAUAUAAAAAUGAGGUUAAAUACCGUACUAUUUUCGGCACCAUUUAAUAAGUCCGCCAGAGCACCGCAAAGAGAACCUGUUCCGUUUCAAAUGCUUUUACCGCUUAAGUUAAAGAAAACUGUAUCAGGGAAAGGAGAUAAUCUAAAAGAAGCAGCUUGCAUGCAAGAGAUUUCAGUAAUGUUUGCGUGCUUUAAGAAACAUGACUUCGAUCAGCAAGAAUGUAUGAAAGAAAUCACCGCUUUUCAAGGUUGUUACCGUGACUACAGUCAGAAACUUGCAACCCAAAGAGAGCAAGGAAAAAAAGGUAUCUUAGUACCCGGAGAGAGGAAGCUAACACACAGACAAUUGAAUCAACUACUUAAAGCUUUUCCACCAAAAAAAUAGUAUGUUAUUGUUUUGUUAGUUUUAAAAUAGUAUAGUGUAAAUAAAUAUUUAUAAAACAGUG
Molecule: messenger RNA, 546 nt
Organism: Papilio xuthus (Asian swallowtail)
Lineage: Eukaryota; Metazoa; Arthropoda; Insecta; Lepidoptera; Papilionidae
Exons: 1
Coding region: 111-485 (124 amino acids)
Biological process (GO): mitochondrial translation
Cellular component (GO): mitochondrial ribosome; mitochondrion; nucleoplasm
Molecular function (GO): RNA binding
Source: RefSeq, a predicted model, not a curated record